This is a messenger RNA of Physeter macrocephalus (sperm whale), 3104 nucleotides long. It is a transcript of the gene STX19, whose product is annotated as syntaxin 19. Gene Ontology annotation, cellular component: synaptic vesicle; endomembrane system; SNARE complex. NCBI's taxonomy places the organism in Eukaryota, Metazoa, Chordata, Mammalia, Artiodactyla, Physeteridae. Bases 2186 to 3070 code for a protein of 294 amino acids. The record is from RefSeq and is a predicted model, not a curated record. Gene Ontology annotation, biological process: synaptic vesicle fusion to presynaptic active zone membrane; exocytosis; intracellular protein transport. Gene Ontology annotation, molecular function: SNAP receptor activity; SNARE binding. The transcript is spliced from 4 exons.
AAUGUACUUUAUAUGUAAUAUAGGAUCGGAACUACAGAGCCUGUGCCAAGUAUUCCAUCUUCGGCAGUUUAACAAGGACUUCCUGUUACCAACUAGCUCCACUGAAAACAAUCUUCCUUUAAUCUAAAGAACACGGAGCUAACAGGCAGAACUGGAUUCUCCAGCGGUGAGGUAAGAAACUUGUUCUACUCAUUUGAUAUUAACAACAAAACGAUAACUUUAACUUAUUUGACUUCAUUAUGUGGCUUUCAAUUAAGUUAACUAAAUGAAAACCAUACAGAAAUUAUCCUGUGAACUAUAAGACAGAGACUUAAAUAACAUUUUAAUACAAUAUUACAGACGGUACUCAGUUUUUCUCUCAGGCAGGACUCCAACUGCGCAGGUGGAAACGCAACAAAAAGAACAAGACAAAGAAAAGACCAAAGGAGACGGGGAUACAAAGGAAGAAACAAGGAGACCAUGUAGGAGACUACUGCAAUAAUCCAGGUGAAAAAGGAUGGUGACUGGAACCAGGGAGGUGGUUCCUGAUGUACCCUGAAAAAGGGAUUGACAAGAUUCCCUUUUAGUUUGAAUAUAAGGGUGUGAGGGGGGGAGGGGGGACGGGGACACAAAACAGAGUAGUCACGUAGUCCAGAAUGACUCCAAAGUUUUUGGUAGGGUGACUUGGAAGAAGACUGGAAGGAGAGUCUGGAAGAGGUGCCACUUACUGAGAUGGAGCAGCAGUUUGGGAGUUGGAAGAUCAGGAAAUUAUUUUAGACACAGACAUUCAAAUGGAGCUGUUGAGUAGACAAGUGUUAUGAGAACAGUCUAGACUUGAGAUGUAACUUUGAGUCAUCAGCUAACGGACGGCAUUUAACACUGUGAGACUGGAAAACAACGGUGGAUAAAAAGAGGACUGUGCGUGGAAGCAUUCCAGUAUUCAGCGGUAGGAAAGACGAGAAGAAACCAGGGAGGAGAAAAUGAUGAAGGAAGAGCCAAAGAGGCAAGAGGAAAGCCAGGAGAAACACUUAAAAGCGUUUCAAGAAGUAAUUGUGGUUAAGUGCUACUGAAGGGUUAAUAUCACCAAUAAGUCCUAUUGCUUCUACCUCCAAAAUAUAUCCCAGAUGGUUCCCAUUUAUUCCAUCUAGUUUCCAUCCAGAUCUCUCCUGGAGGUUAUCAGGAAACUAUUCUCUAUACAGUGAUCUUUUAAAAACAUAAAUCUUAUGUCAAUACCCUAUUUAUCCUUUCACUGUCCGCCACUGCAUCUAGAAUAAAAUCUAAAUUCCUUACUUUGACCCACAAGGCCCUUUGUGAUCUGAUCCCCACCUACCGUCCUGACUUCACUCCUCCAAUGUUACUGCCCAUAUUAAUUUCUACCUAUAUAAGCAUUAAUUUUGUUCUUAAAACAUAACAGUCCCAUUCACUGCCCUGGCACCCCAUCUCCAAUACUCAGGAUGCACUUUCUUGGCUCUUCAUCUUCUCAACAUUUAGGUCUACACUCAAAUAGCUCUUUAGAGAGGCCUUGCCUAAUUGAUCUGUCAAGAUCUAAAAUUAUCUCAUUUAUCUGUUUAAUUGUGUAUUGUCCAUCUCCCCUCAGAUACUAAUUACUCAAGGACAGGUAUUACUGAAUACACACUAUAGCAUUUAAAACUUUGCAUAUAGUAAGCUUCAAAAGUUAUUUGACAGAAUGUCAGUUCUUUAAAACCAAAGGAAUAUUAUCAGGAUAUCAGUUUAACUUUUUAUGUAAUACAGGUAUCAUUUCUACAGUAUCCUCGACUGGGUCGUCAUUCAAGAACAUCUUGAACAUCUCUAGUGAUGGCAAGGUUUUUAUCUCAUGAAACAGUUCAUUCCAUCUUCAGACAGCUCUACUUGUGUGAAAAGUCUUCUUUAUACUAAACCGGACCUCACUCCAUGUAAUUUCCACCCACACUGCGCUUUGGAGUUACGCCAGUCUGGAUAUCUUUGCAAAGGAAUGCUAAUAAUGAGAAAUCAGCAUGAUCAAACCAAGAAUAUGUUUCUAUAUAUAUGCAAUGGAUAAGAAAACAAAGCUAUGUCAAAUAAUGUGUUCGUCAAUCCAGAAGCCUGAGAAAUUUUGAGACAAAUUCAACAUUACCUAUAUUGCUUAAAGCUUUCAUAUGGAAUCUGCCGUCACUAUACUGGUUUUAGCUGAACUACACACCUUUAGCAAAAUGAGAGGACAGGGAAGAUGAAAGACCGACUUCAAGAACUAAAGCAAAGAACAAAGGAAAUUGAGCUCUCUAGAGACAAGGAUGUGUCGACUACAGAAGCAGAGGAACAAGGGGUGUUUCUGCAGCAAGCUGUUAUUUAUGAAAGAGAGCCUGUAGCUGAGAGACACCUACAUGAGAUACAAAAACUACAGGAGAGUAUUAACAACUUGACAGGUGAUGUUCAAAAAUUUGGGCAGCAACAGAAAAGUCUGGUGGCUUCUAUGAGAAGGUUUAGUCUACUUAAGAGAGAGUCUAGCAUUACAAAAGAGAUAAAAGUCCAAGCAGAACACAUUAAUAGACGUUUGGAUGAUUUAGUAAAAGAAGUUAAAAAGUCAGAGGAUGAAAACGGUCCAUCAUCAGUGGUCACAAGGAUACUUAAAUCUCAGCAUGCUGCGAUGUUCCGCCAUUUUCAGCAAACUAUGUUUAUAUACAAUGACACAAUAGCAGCAAAGCAAGAGAAGUGCAGGACAUUUAUUUUCCGUCAGCUUGAAGUUGCUGGAAAAGAAGUGCUGGAAGAAGAGGUAAAUGAUAUGCUUCAUCAAGGAAAAUGGGAAGUUUUUAAUGAAAGCUUACUUCGAGAAAUCAGUAUCACUAAAGCACAACUCUCAGAGAUGGAACAGAGACACAAAGAACUAGUUAAUUUGGAGAACCAAAUAAAGGAUUUAAGGGACCUUUUCAUUCAGAUAUCUCUUUUAGUAGAGAAACAGGGAGAAAGCAUCAACAAUAUUGAAAUGAUAGUGAAUGGCACAAAAGAGUAUGUUAACACUACUAAAGAAAAAUUUGGACUAGCUGUAAAAUACAAAAAAAGAAAUCCUUGCAGGGUAUUGUGUUGCUGGUGUUGUCCAUGCUGUGGCUCAAAAUAAAGAAGUGAUUUUAGAAAUUUCUCCAGCUUUAGAA